Molecule: messenger RNA, 2551 nt
Organism: Tachyglossus aculeatus (Australian echidna)
Lineage: Eukaryota; Metazoa; Chordata; Mammalia; Monotremata; Tachyglossidae
Gene: TBL3
Product: transducin beta like 3
Exons: 22
Coding region: 18-2456 (812 amino acids)
Biological process (GO): endonucleolytic cleavage to generate mature 5'-end of SSU-rRNA from (SSU-rRNA, 5.8S rRNA, LSU-rRNA); endonucleolytic cleavage in 5'-ETS of tricistronic rRNA transcript (SSU-rRNA, 5.8S rRNA, LSU-rRNA)
Cellular component (GO): nucleolus; 90S preribosome; small-subunit processome
Molecular function (GO): protein binding; U3 snoRNA binding
Source: RefSeq, a predicted model, not a curated record
AGCCGGAAGGGGGCAGCAUGGCGGCGGACGGCGCGCCCCCGGCCCGUGGCCUCUUCAAGACCAACUAUGCCGUAUCUCGGAAGAUCGAGCCGUUCUUCAAAGGAGGGAAAAUCCAGAUCAGCAGCGACGGGCGACACAUGUUCUGUGUCUGCGGCAGCAAGCUGAACGUUGUGGAUGUGGCCACGGGGGCCGUGGAGCAGAGGCUGGAACAGGAGGAUCAGGAGGACAUCACGGCGUUCGUCCUCAGCCCCGAUGACGAGGUGCUGGUGACCGGGAGCCGGGCGCUGCUGCUGACCCAGUGGGCUUGGCGCCAAGCCCAACGCACCCGCACGUGGCGGGCCGUCCACUCCGCCCCCGUGGCCUCCAUGGCCUUCGACCCCACGACCACGCUGCUGGCCACAGGAGGCUGCGACGGCUCCGUCAAGCUGUGGGACGUGGUGAGGCAGCACGGGACGCACAACCUCUGCGGCUCCCCGGGCGUCGUGCACCUGGUCGCCUUCCACCCGGACAUCUCGCGGCUGCAGCUCUUCUCCUCGGCCAUGGACUACAAGAUCCGCCUGUGGGACCUGCGCUCGGCCACCUGCGUGGCCGUCCUGGAGGGCCACUACAGCGCGGUCACCUCGCUGGCCUUCGGGCCCGACGGGGAUACGAUGAUCAGCUCCGGGCGGGACAAGAUCUGCACCGUGUGGAACCUGAAGACGAGGCAGACCGAGCGGACCAUCCCGGUGUUUGAGAGCGUGGAGACGGCGGUGCUGCUGCCGGAAGGGCCUGACUUCUCGGCCCUGGGUGUGAAGAACCGGGGGCUCCACUUCCUCACCGCCGGCAGUCGCGGACUGUUGCGCGUGUGGGCGGCGUCAUCGGGAGCAUGCGUGCACCGCCAGGAGCGGGGCCCGGGGCUCCCCGCCGACGACGGCGGGGGCGAGGCGGAGGCCGGCCGCAGCCUGACCCAGUGCGCCCUGGUGCCGGCCGCCGGCCUGGUGGCCGCGGUCACCGCCGAGCACAACAUCCUGCUGUACGACGCCCCGACCCUGCGGCUGCAGAAGCAGUUCGCAGGGCACAACGACGAGGUGCUGGAUGUGCGCUUCCUGGGACCCGACGACUCGCAUAUCGUCGUGGCCACCAACAGCCCCCAGCUCAAGGUGUUCGAGCUGGCCACCUCCGCCUGCCAGAUCCUCUACGGCCACGCCGACACGGUCCUAGCUCUGGAGGUCUUUCGGAAGGGACGACUCUUCGCCAGCUGUGGCAAGGACCGCAGCGUGCGGUUGUGGAAGUUGGGCAAGGCAGGAGCGGUCAGCUGCGUGGCGGUUGGCACCGGACACACCCACGGCGUGGGCACCGUCUGCUGCUCCAGGAUGCAGGAGAGCUUCGUGGUGACCGGCAGCCAGGACUGCACGGUGAAGCUGUGGCCCCUCCCCAAGAUCUCCGGCGCGGGCUCGGGGUCCGGCUUCCUCUCCCUGCAGGCCCGGGCCACCCAGCGGGCCCACGACAAGGACAUCAACAGCGUGGCCGUGUCCCCGAACGACAAGCUGCUGGCCACGGGGUCCCAGGACCACCUGGCCAAGCUGUGGACGCUGCCGGACCUCACCCUGCUGGGGGUGCUCUCCGGCCACCGGCGCGGCAUCUGGUGCGUCCAGUUCUCCCCCAUGGACCAGGUGCUGGCCACCGCCUCGGCCGACAGCUGCGUCAAGCUCUGGGCGCUGCAGGACCUGGCCUGCCUGAAGACGUUCGAGGGCCACGACGCGUCCGUGCUGAAGGUGACGUUUGUGAGCCGAGGGACCCAGCUGCUCUCCAGCGGGUCGGACGGGCUGCUGAAGCUGUGGACCAUCAAGACCGACGAGUGCGUGCUGACCCUGGACGCCCACCAGGACAAGGUGUGGGGGCUGCAUUGCAACCGGAAGGACAACUGGGCCCUCAGCGGGGCCGGCGACGCUUGCGUCGUGCUCUGGGAGGACGUGACGGAGGUGGAGCUGGCGGAGAAACAGGCGAAGCAGGAGGAAGAGAUUUUGAAGCAGCAAGAACUGUCCAACCUGCUCCACGAGAAACGGUACCUGCAGGCCCUGGGCCUGGCCAUCUCCCUGGACCGACCCCACACCGUGCUGACUGUGGUGACCGCCAUCCUGCGGGACGCCGACGGCCAGGAGAAGCUGGAGAAGAACAUCAUGCGGCUGCGGCAGGACCAGAAAGAGGCCGUGCUGAGCUUCGCCGUCACCUGGAACACCAACUCCCGGAACUGCCACGUGGCCCAGGCCGUGCUCGGCGUCCUCCUGCGGCACGAGUCCCCGGACCGGCUGCUGCAGUACCAGGGCAUCCGGCCCGCCGUCGAGGCCCUCCUGCCCUACACCGACCGGCACUUCCAGCGCCUGGGCCGCCUCCUCCAGGCUGCUAUGUUUGUGGAUUUCAUGUGGCAGAGCAUGCGGUUGGCGUCCGGGCCCGCCGUGACCGACGAGCCCCUCUGAUCCCCCUGCCCUGUGGCACCCGCGGACUCGCCCUCCUCUGCCAGCCGGCUUCUCUGAACCCGCUACUUUGCGACGCCCACGGACUCACUUUUCCC